Molecule: messenger RNA, 3186 nt
Organism: Gigantopelta aegis
Lineage: Eukaryota; Metazoa; Mollusca; Gastropoda; Neomphalida; Peltospiridae
Product: stromelysin-3-like
Exons: 11
Coding region: 283-1962 (559 amino acids)
Biological process (GO): collagen catabolic process; proteolysis; extracellular matrix organization
Cellular component (GO): extracellular matrix
Molecular function (GO): metalloendopeptidase activity; zinc ion binding
Source: RefSeq, a predicted model, not a curated record
GACCUCAAUAGUAACAACUUGCAUUGGGAGAAAGAGAGAGAGAGAGAGAAAAAAAAGGCGAAAGUGCACAAGCGAUUCAAUAUUAUUAUUAUUAUACACAUUCCAGUGCGGGAACUUGACUAUCGGUCUUUUCGCUCUCGUCUGCUGUUUAUUCCUCCAAUUUUUUUUCUAUCGUCUGCUUAGUGUAACUAUAUCGACUACUUUGUACGAUUCUACGUUGUUUUGUUUUUUUCACGGAGUAAAGUAGUGAGUGAAAAUAUAUCAAGGUUAAUUAAGCGCAGUAUGUACUGCACGCUGGAGUGUAUUGCUUCAUCGUUUAUGGUGCUCAUUUUUCUAGGAGGCUCGGAUAACGUGAAGCUGGAUGUAUCUACGACAUCUGAUGGAACUAAUUAUUUAAUCAAAUAUGGCUACCUCGUACCACAAGAUCCCAAAACCGGCGCUCUUCGCUCGGAAGAAUCCGUCAAACAAGCAAUUCGAGAAUUUCAACAAUUAGCAGGACUUCCGGUUACAGGAGAUUUGGACCCCAAUACGAAGGAGAUGAUGAGUUUACCACGCUGCGGUGUACCUGAUAACAUUGGCAUUGGGAGGAAGUCAAAACGAAAGAAACGCUACGCUUUACAAGGUAGCAAGUGGGCGAAAACGGACCUGACGUACAAAAUAGCUGAAUUUAGUCAGGAUUUACAGAAAGGUCAAACAGAGUUAGAGGUUGAUCGUGCUCUGAAGGUAUGGAGUGAGGUGACACCCCUGCGUUUCACGAGAAAACAGAUCGGACCCGUGGAUAUAGAGGUGAAAUUCGUCAGACGCUCGCAUGGCGAUGGCAAUCCAUUUGACGGAAGGGGCCGAACAUUGGCUCACGCGUUUUUCCCACAAUACGGCGGUGACGCCCACUUUGACGAGGAGGAACCGUGGACUAUAGCUGUAUCCACUGGUGUGAACCUGUUCCAAGUGGCGGCGCACGAGUUCGGGCACUCCCUGGGGUUGGCGCACUCCGACGUGUCGACGGCAUUGAUGGCGCCGUUCUACCGCGGCUUCCAGCGAUCGUUCACCCUCGACGCCGAUGACGUGGGCGCCAUUCAGGAACUCUACGGUCCACCCAACAACGUGAAGCCUGGUAUUCGUGCAGAGCCGCCUAAACCCGUCCCGACCUCGGGAGAUCCCGUUAUCUCCAUCCCGGCUAUCUGCCGUGACCCGCAAUUUGAUUCCAUCACUCAGAAUGCUGAUGGCUUUACGUAUGUUUUUAAGGGGGAUUAUUACUACAGACUUAACGGUUACGGGAUCGACACCGGCUUUCCGCGGAGAAUCACUAUGGACUGGAGAGGGGUCGAGUCGCCCAUAGACGCCGCCCUGCACUGGGAUAAUGGAUAUACGUUUUUAUUCAAAGGAGAAAAUUAUUGGAAAUUUUAUAACUUUAGAUUAAUUUAUGCUCGGAAAAUUAGUGAAGGCUUCAGGGGAGUGCCAAAUAACAUCGAGGCUGCUUUUGUUUGGGGAGGAAAUGGAAAGACAUAUUUUAUCAAAGGGAAUGAGUACUGGCGAUACUCUGACAACAAGGUCGAUUCACGAUACCCGAAACCCAUGUCGGUAUGGAGAGGAAUUCCUAAUGGCAUUGACUCGGCCUUUAAGUGGAAGAAUGGUAGAACCUAUUUCUUUAACGGCCGGCAAUAUUACCGAUUUCACGACAGUAACUUCAGGGUUGACGAUGGCUACCCCCGAGAUGUUGGCAACUGGUGGCUCGGCUGCCCGUCACAGAGUCAGAUAGAACAUUUCGACAGCCUUGAGAAGGAACAUGGCGCUGGCAUAUUCGCCAGUCACGGCAACAUCCAGAACGAGGACGACGUGGCGGGGGAGCAGUUCCUGUCGGUGGGUGCGGCCGACACGAGCUCGGCAGACGACAUUUCUCUACAAAGAACUAUUAUAGCAAGAUCACUGUUGACUCUUGUCCUCACAGUGCUGGUGAAUAGUUGAUGUCAAAUCCAGACAUGCUCUGUAUACGUCGUUGACCUAGUCAAAUUGAUAACCAUUUAUGAAAUAGGUUUUCGUAUGUUAAUCUAAAUCUGUUUUAUGAUCUUCAUAUAAUUAACAGUUCCAACACGUCAGAUCUCGACACGUAUCAUUCCAACAGAAUCGCAUUGUGCAAUACAUGGUACGGACAAUGCAAAUCACGAUGUGCAAAUUCAUGGUGUGGACAAUGAAAGACAUAACGUGCAAAAAAAUAAAUGGUAUGAACAAUUAAAGCCAUAAUGUGCAAAAAAGCAUGGUAUGAACAAUGAAAGCCAUAAUGUGCAAAAAAGCAUAGUAUGGACAUUGGAAGCCAUAAUGUGCAAAAAAGCAUGGUAUGGGCAAUGGAAGCUAUAAUGUGCAAAAAUGCAUGGUAUGGACAAUGAAAGCCAUAAUGUGCUAAAGCAUGGUAUGGACAAUGGAAGCCAUAGUGUGAAAAAAGCAUGGUAUGGACAUUGGAAGGUAUAAUGUACAAAAGUAUGGUAUGGACAAUGGAAGCCAUAAUGUGAGAGAUAAAAACAUGGUAUGGACAAAGCAUGUCAUAAAGUGCAAAACAUGGUAUGGAUGAUGUGAAAGAGUUCAAUUCGUGUUGUAGAUUUGCUCAACAUUGUAUUUGUUUUGUGAAAACCUAGACUGUGGAGAACAAUAAGAAUCGACGACAUUUAUUAAAAGAUGAAUAACUUGGUUAAGACAAAGAUAUCAUAUUCUGAUGUUGGUUUAGAUUACUGCAGAAAACAGUUAACAUAUUAUUUUCUGCAAUGCAUUAUUUAUCUUUCGUUCUUUCAGUGGUCAAGUACACGUUGAUGUCAAAAGAUAAUCAACAAUCUUUUUAUUGCAUAUCACUGCAAAAGACAAAUCAAAUGGAUGUUUUGACAAAGUUCUAACAGAAUUACUCAUCCUUUCUGAAUUUGUUUUAACACGCUCUUGUGAAAGAUCACCCCUUGUGGAUUGUUUUGAUAUCCAACACACUUUCGGGUUCACUUUUGACACUUGUGAUUGGUUGCUGCUUCGUGAUGACCCGUCGCCACAACCAAUGAAAUAAGCCUAAUCGUUAUGUGAUAUAUAAGUUCAUCUGAAACUGAUUGUGACACAUAAUUUAAAUGCAAGCGCAAUUACUGUAAAUAUAUUUUAUUUGGAAAAGAUGUUGACAUUUUUUUUAAAUCUGAUUCUUGAGGAUAAUAAUUUAAAAAA